This is a messenger RNA of Letharia lupina, 1140 nucleotides long. RefSeq lists its product as uncharacterized. Lineage: Eukaryota; Fungi; Ascomycota; Lecanoromycetes; Lecanorales; Parmeliaceae. The transcript is spliced from 4 exons. The coding region runs from base 1 to 1140 and encodes 379 amino acids. The record is from RefSeq and is a predicted model, not a curated record.
AUGUCGAGCCCACUGAGCGAAGUCGAUCGCGAGCUCCUCGGUGAGAUUUCCUACAACAACGGAACUAAAGCUACCAUGGCUGAGGCCAACGGCGGACCGGGCCUUGGAACUCACGAGUACUCUCAUGGCGCUGAAUUCACCCCCCUCAACGCUACUGCCGGUACCCUGGUCAAGGUCAGCAGCAAUGGUGAUGAGCUCCAGGCUGAUGAAGGCACCAACAUGGACAACACCAAACCUGCUCCUAAGACACCCAAGAAGCGUGGUGCUGCCGCUUCGGCCAACGACGACUCCGCUCAGCCAACCAAGAAGCGCUCUCCUACCAAGAAAGCGACUGCUGCUACCAAUGCCGAAACCAACAUCAACGGAGAAGCCUCUGAUCCUAUCACUCCCUCUUCCAAGAAGCGUGCUUCACCAAAGAAGAAGAGUGCGGCUGAUCCUAAUGUCGAGACUGUGGAUGGAGAGACGAUUGAAGAGACUGAGGGCCCUGAGCCGGUCACUCCUAAGAAAGGAAAGCGCGUGACUGCUAAAGGCAAAGCCACCAAGGCCGAUAAUGAUGUCAAGAUCGACAACGAAUCUGCCGAGACCACUGACAAAUCUCUGUCCCCCAUCAAGGGCAAUGGCGAAUCUAAUGCAACUACUGUCCACAACAUGCCUCGCAAGCGUCAGGCGCCCAAGAAAGAACUUGCAGCUCCUCGCGGCAUCCCGAGCUCCUGGGACAAUGCCGACCAUGCUGAUAGGAUGAUGGUCACGAUGAAGGAGAAGGGCGAGGGAUGGGCCGAGAUCCGUGCCGCAUGGAAGGAGGCGACCGGACAGGACACGGCUUCCAGCACGCUCCCGAACCGCUACAAUCGCAUCAAGGUGAACAUGAUGCGCAUGAAGGAAGGCGACGACCAGCACCUCCUCCUCGCCAAGAAGGAAAUCGAAGACGCCUACAACACCGGCUUCUGGGCCAACGUCGCCGCCAACAUGGAACGUCGCGGCGCCGACAAAUACCCCAGUGCCUUCCUCCAGAAAACCUUCAAGGAGCUCGAGGCCGCCGGCAAAGCCACCAUCAAUCCGGUCAACGGCACCGCUGCCACUGGAGCCGAGGAGAACGACGCUAUCAAAGAGGAGGAUACGGGAGAGGGCGACGACGCGUAG